Messenger RNA from Lycium ferocissimum, 882 nucleotides. Its product is annotated as carotene epsilon-monooxygenase, chloroplastic-like. The transcript has 9 exons. The record is from RefSeq and is a predicted model, not a curated record. Gene Ontology annotation, biological process: carotenoid biosynthetic process. The coding region runs from base 1 to 840 and encodes 279 amino acids. Gene Ontology annotation, cellular component: chloroplast. Lineage: Eukaryota; Viridiplantae; Streptophyta; Magnoliopsida; Solanales; Solanaceae. Gene Ontology annotation, molecular function: heme binding; iron ion binding.
AUGGAAGAAAACACCAAUGUAUGGGAAAGAGCCGAAGAAUUUGAUCCUGAAAGAUUCGACUUGGAAGGUCCAGUUCCAAACGAAACGAAUACUGACUUUAGAUUCAUCCCGUUUAGUGGAGGGCCACGAAAAUGUGUUGGUGAUCAAUUUGCCUUGUUGGAAGCUACAGUUGCUCUUGCGAUAUUUUUGCAGAACUUCUCGUUCGAGUUGAUUCCAGAUCAAAAUAUUAGCAUGACUACUGGAGCAACCAUUCAUACGACAAACAAAACCUGUUCUUCCCUCAUAUUUUAUGUUCUUAUGCAGGACCCUUCCUCUUUGAAAAAAGCACAUGAAGAAGUUGACAGAGUUUUGGGAGGACGCUCUCCGACUUAUGAAGACAUGAAGAAUCUCAAGUACUUGACACGGUGCAUAACUGAGUCACUCCGACUCUAUCCACAUCUACCUGUCCUAAUAAGAAGAGCUCUAGUAGCUGCUGUGCUCCCCGGAAAUUACAAGGUCAAUGCUGGUCAAGAUAUAAUGAUCUCGGUAUAUAACGUUCAUCAUUCUUCAGAGGUAAAAUCUAAGACCUCAUUUUUAUCUAUUGAAAUGUUUUCUUCCUGCCUAUUUACUUGUUGCAGAUUCAUCCCCUUUAGUGGAGGGCCACGAAAAUGCGUUGGUGAUCAAUUUGCCUUGUUGGAAGCUACAGUUGCUCUUGCGAUAUCACUGCAUCAUCAGGAUUUUGGUCUUCUUUUCGUUCAAAAUAUUAGCAUGACUACCGGAGCAACUAUUCAUACGACAAACGGUUUAUACAUGAAAGUGAAGCAAAGGCAAAAAGAAUCUGUUUUGGCUGCUGCCCUGUAAAUUUUGUCACAGUAGAAAAGUUAUCUUGAUUCUUUAGAUAGA